AUGACACCUUUGACCCGACUCCAGGCGAGAAUCCAGGCUUCUGUCUCAUUCGCUCCUCUGAGACGACCUACCUUCAAAUCGUACGGCCGACGUUCCUAUGCCAGUGGCAAGAGCAAGACUCAGCAGACUACGCAAUCGAAACAGGAUGGUUCUACCGACUACCCGAUCCCUUCUAAUAAUGCGAAACCAACGCUUCAAGAUAGCCGACAGUCGCCUAUUGCCGAUCAUGAAGGUCACCUUCGUGAGGACCUGCCCGAGGAUGUGAAGAAGCACAAUAAGGAAAUGGAUGAACGCUACGAUAAGCCAUAUAAUCACAUUACGGAUGGGGGAAAUGUCGAAAAAGGAUGGAAGAAAUAG
Penicillium manginii is the source of this 357-nucleotide messenger RNA. RefSeq lists its product as uncharacterized. Lineage: Eukaryota; Fungi; Ascomycota; Eurotiomycetes; Eurotiales; Aspergillaceae. Bases 1 to 357 code for a protein of 118 amino acids. The transcript has a single exon. The record is from RefSeq and is a predicted model, not a curated record.